Paramuricea clavata is the source of this 5500-nucleotide messenger RNA. Lineage: Eukaryota; Metazoa; Cnidaria; Anthozoa; Malacalcyonacea; Plexauridae. The record is from the annotation of a GenBank genome assembly.
AUGACUAUCAAGCGACGUAUCGAUACCUCCAAACUCCGAAGGCCUUUGAAACGGUCGAAAAUAACCGAAUCUGUUUAUGGCAGGUGAGAAAUGGCGGCCGAGCAACAAACGUGUUCUCCAACAUUAUUUUAAUAAAAAAGAAAUUGGAGAGAUUAUUUUUGUCUGAUCUCUUGCAUUGUUGUACCAUAAAGCCUGAUUUAAUCUGUUUAUUCCUUUCCUAGUUUGUUCAUCUAUGUGAAAUUCUUCGCCGUGUGGAUUCUUGUACUUACAGCGGACUUUUUACUCGAGUUUCGCUUCGAGUAUUUGUGGCCUUUUUGGCUGUUGAUGCGAAGCGCUUACGACUCGUUUAAAUAUCAAGGAUUGGUAAUAAUAGACUUUAUUUUCAUCUGAAAAGUACCGAGUGGUAUUCUGCCGUUUCUUUAUUACUAUUCCCAGCAACUUAAAACCCUCAUCGCUUGUAUUUUUGCUAUUUUUAAAAGGUGUUCUCUUUGCUAUUCCUUGGGCUGGCCUUAUGUUCGGAUGUUGUGUGUCUGAUGGUGUUACCGAUUCACUGGCUAUUUUUUGCAGCGAGUACUUAUGUCUGGGUACAAUUCGUCUGGCAUACAGGUGAAGUAAAACCCUUCUUUAAUACAAUUUGUUGCGGUUUUGGCUAUUGAAGUCUUUCUUUGUGGCGACCAAGUGUGUGAUAUGUUUACAUUAUUUCAUGAUUCGCUUCACUUGUCUUGUUGUUAUAAUUAUAUUUCGCUACUUUCCUUGUAGAUCGCGGGCUAGGAUUACCGACGAUUUCUAUGUGGUUAUUAUUUAUAUACGUCGAGGCAUCCGUUCGCUUAAAAGAGCUAAAAAAUCUACCGUUUCACUUGGAUUUGUGUCGACCUUUUGCAGCUCAUUGGUACUGUACUUUAAAUAUUAACAUUCUAAAUAACAUGUUUAGUAAUUUCAAUAAACCGUUGACAGCCUUUUGCUGCCGAGCUUAAUUUUUCAAAUUUUACCAUUCAAAACCCAAUAAUCACAUUUCGACAAUGGUUUUUAAAACAUAGUGGAUUUUAGAGGGAUUUACAACACAGACAAUGCAUGCAUGAAAUGUUAAAAACAUUUUUAAUUUAUUCAAGACAGCUGAUUUGCUGAGGUUGUUAAUUUUUUCUUUUGAAUGUAUAAGACUUUCAAUAUUUAAUGUUUAUCGCAUUUAAAACCUGCUUUCGAUUACUUUAUUUUGUAUGCGUUUGCAUUUUGACAGUUGUUCAAUAUGGCAGUUACCCAUUAAGUCGCAAUGUGCCCUAAUGCACCGUACUUUGUUAUUUUAUUCGGAUAGAUGAUUCUACUUGUUAAGGGAAAAGUGUCACGCUUUAAUGCGUCAAACAGAGUGUCUGUUCAUGCCUCUCGUUUGUCUAUUAGGCUGCAUUGCACUCUUACUUUAAAUAUGACUGGAUAGUGUUGUACAUUGAUAUGUUUAUGAGGGCCAUGGACCUUGUUAGCCUCUUAAUGCCUGACGAUAAAAAUCAAACUAAUGAAGUGGGCAAAACAAGGGCACGUUGUGGUCUACCGUAACAGCUGGGGUUACAUUCGGCAGAUAGUGGUCAAGUGAGAAAAUAAUGUUCAUUCUUUUCAUUAUAUGUAGUAGUCUAGUAUUUGCAAAUGAAUGGAAUUGGAGUGUAGUUUAAUUCUCUUGUGUCAAUAUUGACCCCAUCUGCUACUGAAAGCCAACAAUGGGAUAACAAUGCCCAUGGCCAGACAGUCCGACUUCUCAUUAAUACUCUACAGUAUGAUGCAAAACUGUCCACGUUUUUAUCCAGCUUUAACACACAUACAUUUGGAAACCAAGAACUAAGCAUUUCAAACAUUUUUGUGAUUGAAAAACGUGUCCAGAUAACUCAAAGUUUUUUUUUUGGAAGUUUUGACAAGCAUCUGAAUAUAGGAAUGACAUUUCCCCUAAUCUUGUAGCGGUUCUCAGUUGUCUACCGGUACAGCUACGGAAUAGAAAUGUGCCCAGGUUCAAUUCCUAUCUGGGUUGUUCUUUUCAAAUAUUUUUCCUUGUGUUCCUUGUACUUACUAAGCCUUGAAACGUUUUUGUUUCUUCUAAAAUUGCUUAAUUUCAUUUUUACCACAAACGAAGGGCAAAUAUGCCAUUUAUGUAAACAGGUGCACUCAAAGAUUUAAUAGUCUGCCAUGUUUAUUAUCAAAAUUACGUGAACAUUUCAAUAUUGUACUGACCUUCUCAUUCUGUAUUUAGUAUCGGCUAUCCAGUGGUCACCCUGGGUUACGGCGUUAAAAGUUAUGUAGGGUAUAAAAUUCGACAGGUUGGUAAAAUACUUGUUAGUUUGAGAUUUUUGGAAACAGUCCACCUCUAUAGUGGUGAUACCUCUCUAAUAUGGGAACACCUCUCUAAACAGACACCUCUCUAACUGGGCACCUAUCUAAUGUGGCACCUCUCUAAUAUAUAUGGGGACACCUCUCUAAUACAGACACAUCUCUAAUAUGGGGACACCUCUCUAAUACAGACACCUCUCUAAUAUGGGGACACCUCUCUAAUAGAGACACCUCUCUAAUAUGGGGACACCUCUCUAAUACAGACACAUCUCUAAUAUGGGGACACCUGUGUAAUACAGACACCUCUCUAAUAUGGGGACACCUCUCUAAUACAGACACCUCUCUAAUCUGCAUUUUUUUGCUCUUCCGCUGUGUUAGAAAAAUCUGAUUGUGUGCUAAAAAAACUGCCAUACUUAUUCUAUUUGUAUACAUGCAAACUUUCUUGCAGCAUAAAAUUCAGCGAGUUAGCAAAGAGAAUGAAUUUUAUAUGGAAUUAAUAAAUCAAUCACUACCUUCAGAACAAUUGGAAAACAAUGCGAAAGGUACUUUAUUUCAUACAUUCAUUUCAUAGAAAUUACAAGAACCACGAGACCAACAUUUAACCAGUUCUAAAAACGUUAUCACAUUUUACCAUGCUUUCAGGAAAUGCGAUUGAUAAAAUUCCUGAGGAGAGUGGUCCACCGGCAAGGAAGUCUAGUUGUCAAACACUAAGCAAUGGUGUUGUCAAUAAAUCAAACAAUGAACUAUUAUAUAGUCAUGAGAAUGCCAAAACUGUUAGCAGUGAAAAAACAACUAGAAAUAACGUUAAAGUUACAACAGCUUCGUCGUCCAAGAAACUCAACGAAGAUCAUAACUUAAACGAACUUGAAAAUAAGAGUGAAGACGGACGUUUAGUUAAUGGUCAUGUAGGGCGUAGUUUCAAUGGAGGAAAGAGGAGUAGUCCAUUGCGAGUUCCUAACGGAGAUUACGAGGACUCGGAUAGUGGCGACUCUUCUAAUACAUCAACCUCAAGUGGUCCCGGGAGCAGUAAGAAGGAGAAUCAGAAUAAAACUGCACAGGUAUAGCCCUCUAGAAACAAGAAGAUUCAUUGUACUCUGCACUGUCAGAAUAAAUAUGAAACCAGUCGUACACAUGUAAAAACAUACAAGUCGUUACACAUCUGGAAACAAGUCGUAACAAGGUUGUUGUGAAGUCGAUAUCAGGAUGUGUUCGUACUGCUUGUUCCCAGUUGUUGUGACAAGUCUGGAACAAGUUGUUAUCACCUUGUUACAAGGUUGAUGACGGUAACAGACUUGCUACAAGUUGUUCCAACAAAACUGAUGCAGGCUGUUCGUUACAAGUUGCUACAAGCUUGUUGUCAUCAACUUGUUACAUACAGACGAUGGAACAACUUGUUGCGAGUCUCUUGGCCUCAUUUACUGGAGUAAAGACAACCAACACAAUUGUAAAUCGCUUGUCCAGAUAUAAAUUAAGCUGAGUUAAAGUGGGUAAAUGGGUCUUAAAAGGUCAGAUUUAAUAUCUAUAACAUUUUUUUUCUUACAGGAAACAAAAUAUCGUUCCGUAGUUGGUGACAUCAACCCUUCCUUGUUAACUCAACUCAAAGAAGAGAAGACUGCUAGGUAUUGUACACAAAUAAUCAUUGUGAAAAUAUUUUAACCUGUAGUAUAUAAUAAUAAUAUUGUGUACAAAUAUAUACAGUAGUAGACACAAAAUGUUAGUGGCUAAAAUAUAGCAAAUUAUGCUAAACAUAUCAAGUGAACGGAAUUAAAAUGAACUACCUUAACUUAUAUAUUAGAUAGCUUUGUCAGGUCUCUGUAAAAUUUUCUUCUUUUACUGCGAUUUUUAGUGCAUGGGAACGAGAAGAUGAAUGAUGAAUGUUCUGCAUAUAUGUACUCUCAUCUGAACAUUCAUAAAUCAUCCAUUCGUUCACAUACAUCAGACGAAAAUGUCAUGAAAUCUAAUUCUAUUUCAAUGUUCGUUUAGACGUCGUUCAGAGAACACGCUCAACCACACGGAGAGUGAACUGAAACGCGUUAAGCAGGAUUUACAGAACAGUCGUCAGCAUGAACAAGAAUUUCGUUCACAACUACAGACUGUUACUUCUAAUGAAAGAUCUCUCAAGUCUGAAGUUCAUCAGUUGAACAUUGUUUCCUAGCCAUGUUUCUCAAAGGUGGACAAACCAGGAAACAUUGUUUCCUAGCCAUGUUUCCCAAAGGUGGACAAACCAGAAAACAAUGUUUCCUAGCCAUGUUUCUCAAAGGUGGACAAACCAGGAAACAUUGUUUCCUAGCCAUGUUUUCCAAAGGUGGACAAACCAGGAAACAUUGUUUCCUAGCCAUGUUUCCCAAAGGUGGACAAACCAGGAAACAUUGUUUCCUUGCCAUGUUUCUCAAAGGUGGUCAAACCAGGAAACAUUGUUUCCUAACCAUGUUUCCCAAAGGUUGACAAACCAGGAAACAUUGUUUCCUAGCCAUGUUUCUCAAAGGUGGGCAAACCAGGAAACAUUGUUUCCUAGCCAUGUUUCUCAAAGGUGAACAAACCAGGAAACAUUGUUUCCUAGCCAUGUUUCUCAAAGGUGGGCAAACCAGGAAACAUUGUUUCCUAGCCAUGUUUCUCAAAGGUGGGCAAACCAGGAAACAUUGUUUCCUAGCCAUGUUUCCCGACGUUUUGAAGAAACAUGGUUACUCAGAGUAACAUCGCAAACAUAUUAUUCACCUGAGUACACAACACCAACACAGAAAAAAGAAACAUGGUUGUUUGCCCAUUAAUUUACUGUAUUGUUUUUCAUUGCAGUUUGAUUUCAAUGCUGUUAUUUUAUCCUGGUGGAUGAACCAAGGACCUCAAUAUUGGUUACACCUGGACUGUCUUGACACUGCUUACUGUGUUGGUGGACGUAUUUCGUUGACAGGCACAGGUGAACCAUGUCAUGGUCUUGACUUUGGUAUAUGGUGGUCUCUGUGCCUGCCAUGCUACUUCAUGUUAGCUAUUCCAUAUAAAAUUUGGCGGAAUGUCGUUUGUCAAAUAUGGGAUUAUUGCGUGAAAAUCACUGGAAAUAUAAACGCUGUUAGCAAUAUCUCAGAUGUGCCACAAUUGAGAUAAACAGACAGCGAACUUGUAUAAUUGAAUAAUAAUUUAUUGGGCGUUUACAUGGGCUUUUAAUUAUUUGUUUACUUUCUACAAUAUUAUGAAUUUUAUU